Molecule: messenger RNA, 12618 nt
Organism: Diceros bicornis minor
Lineage: Eukaryota; Metazoa; Chordata; Mammalia; Perissodactyla; Rhinocerotidae
Gene: EP400
Product: E1A binding protein p400
Exons: 55
Coding region: 303-9764 (3153 amino acids)
Molecular function (GO): ATP binding; ATP-dependent chromatin remodeler activity
Source: RefSeq, a predicted model, not a curated record
CGGCCCCGGAUGCGCCGAGCGGAGCGGCGCCGUCUCGCCCCGGACGCCAGUCCCCGGUCCCCAGCCCGACGCGGCCGGAGCGCUGGCCAGGCCCCGGAAUGUCAUGUCAUGUCAGUGACCCACAGUACGUGGCCCUUGAGUCUGGCUCUGCUCUUUGGCAUCUUGCAACUCAUCCUGGUGUGGGGGUGUCAGGAGCACAGUCCUUCUGUUGCUGAGGCGGCUCCAUUGUGUGGCUGUUCCAGCUGUUUUAUUCCUUCGCCACGUAAAGGAGAACUUUAAGCUGGAUAAAAAGGGGGGCGAUAAUGCACCAUGGCAGCGGGCCUCAGAAUGUCCAGCACCAGCUGCAGAGGUCCAGGGCCUUCGCCGGCAGCGAAGGAGAGGAGCAGCAGGCCCAUCCAAAUCCACCCCGGUCCCCCGCCACACCCUUCGCGCCGUCGGCGAGCCCGUCUGCACCCCAGUCACCCGGUUACCAAGUUCAGCAGCUCGUGAAUAGGAGUCCCGUGGCUGGGCAGAACGUGAGCAUCGCCCUUCAGAAUGUUGGACCAGUGGUGGGAGGAAGCCCACAGAUCACGCUCGCCCCUCUGCCGCUCCCCAGCCCCACUUCUCCAGGUUUUCAGUUCAGUGCCCAGCAGAGGCGGUUUGAGCAUGGAUCUCCAUCAUACAUCCAGGUUACCUCACCGCUGUCCCAACAGGUGCAGACUCAGAGCCCCACCCAGCCCAGCCCUGGGCCGGGGCCAGGCCUGCAGAGUGUGCGGGCGGGCGCCCCUGGCCCUGGCCUGGGCCUUUGCAGCAGCAGUCCCACUGGAGGCUUUGUGGACGCCAGCGUGCUGGUGAGGCAGAUUAGCUUGAGCCCGUCCAGUGGCGGGCACUUUGUGUUUCAGGAGGGCCCGGGCCUUGCCCAGAUGGCUCCAGCAGCCCAGGUUCAGCUGCAGCACACAGGGACUCCCAUCACAGUCAGAGAACGGAGACUCUCGCAGCCCCACGCACAGUCCGGGGGGACCGUCCACCACCUGGGACCCCAGAGCCCUGCAGCCUCGGGCGGGGCCAGCCUGCAGCCCCUGGCCAGCCCCAGCCACAUCACCACGGCCAGCUUGCCACCCCAGAUCAGCAGCAUCAUCCAGGGGCAGCUGAUCCAGCAGCAGCAGGUGCUGCAGGGACCGCCGCUGACCAGACCUCUGCUUCCCGGGGUCGGAGUCGGGGUUGGGGGUACUGCAGCAUUUGGGAUGACGUCCCCACCUCCCCCCACCAGCCCUUCCAGGACCACAGUGCCCCUGGGCCUCUCCAGCCUUCCUCUCACAUCUGCGGGGAGUGCGGGGGUGAGAAAGGCUCCCAAGAAGUUGGAGGAGAUCCCCCCGGCCUCCCAGGAGCUGGCUGAGAUGAGGAAGCAGUGCCUGGACUACCACUACAGAGAGAUGGAGGCGCUGAAGGAGGCCUUCAAGGAGUAUUUGAUCGAACUGUUUUUCUUGCAACACCUUCAAGGGAACAUGAUGGAUUUCUUAGCUUUCAAGAAGAAACAUUAUGCCCCGUUACAAGCUUAUCUUAGGCAGAAUGAUUUGGACCUUGAGGAAGAAGAGGAGGAGGAGGAGGAGGAGGAAGAAAAGUCUGAGGUUAUCAAUGAUGAGGUAAAGGUUGUGACAGGAAAGGAUGGGCAGACUGGUACUCCUGUUGCUAUAGCAACCCAGCUUCCUCCAAAUGUUUCUGCUGCUUUUUCAUCCCAGCAGCAACCAUUUCAGCAGCAGGCCCUCGGAGGGACCCUGGUGGCAGGGACUGGAAGUGCAGUAGAAACGGACCCCUUUAAGAGGCAGCAGGCCGGACCCCCAGCAGAGCAGUCUAAGAGACCUCGACUUGAAGUGGGUCACCAAGGGGUAGUUUUCCAGCACCCAGGGGUGAAUACAGGAGUUCCUCUUCAGCAGUUAAUGCCGACAGUUCAAGGAGGAAUGCCUCCUGCCCCUCAGGCCGCUCAGCUCGUGGGACAGAAGCAAAGCCAGCAGCAGUACGACCCCUCCACGGGGCCUCCGGUGCAGAAUGCCGCCAGCUUGCACACUCCGCCGCCGCAGCUCCCCGGCAGGCUGCCCCUGGCCGGCCUCCCCACUGCGCCUCUCCCGUCAGCGCUGCAGUUUUCACAGCAGCCGCAGGUGGUAGAGCCUCAGGCACAGCUCCAAAUCCCAGUGAGGACUCAGCAGGCAAAUGCCCCUGUCCCUGCGCCCCUGCCCAGCCAGCUUCCCGCGCCUCCUCCGCAGCCUGCGCAGCCAGCCCUCCACGCCCCGACGCCUGGGAAGGUGCAGGUGCAGGCCCCUCAGCUUUCAUCCCAGCCCCAGACGGCGGUGCCUGUGAGACCACCUGUGGACCCCGCCCAGUCCUGUCAGCGGCCCCCGCCUACCUCGUCUUCUGCAUCCAUCGCUCCCACAAGCAGCUUGGGCUCGGGACCCUCACCUGCGCGGGCCUCUCCAGUGAAUAGACCCUCCUCAGCAGCCAACAAGUCACUGUCUCCAGUCACCUCCCGGUCCCCGGGGGCAGCUGUGUCGGCCCCCCCCAAACCGCAGAGCCCAGCUCAAAAUGCUGCCCCACCUCAAGAUGGUUCUCAGGAUAAGCUGGCAGAACAAAUAGCACUGGAAAACCAGAUCCAUCAGCGAAUAGCAGAUUUAAGGAAAGAAGGCCUGUGGUCAGUGAGGCGGCUGCCGAAACUGCAGGAGGCCCCGCGCCCAAGAUCGCACUGGGACUACCUGCUGGAGGAGGUGCAGUGGAUGGCCACGGACUUUGCCCAGGAGAGGAGGUGGAAGGUGGCUGCUGCCAAGAAGCUCGUCCGGACCGUGGCACGCCAUCAUGAGGAAAAGAAGCUUCGUGAGGAGAAGGGAAGGAAAGAAGAGCAGAGCCGACUGAGACGCAUAGCUGCCUCAACCGCUAGAGAAAUAGAAUAUUUCUGGUCAAAUAUUGAACAGGUUGUAGAAAUAAAACUACAAGUAGAGUUGGAAGAAAAAAGGAAAAAGGCUUUAAAUUUACAGAAAGUUUCCAGAAGAGCUUUAGUGAAAACACAAAUCAUGUUACCUGUCUCUUCAGGAAAAGAGUCGAGACCUAGGGGACUUGAUACAUUACCGGAAAAUUUUCUGGAUUCGGGAAUAUCUGGAAGAAAAAGAAAAGCUAGCACAUCUUUAACUGAUGACGAAGUGGAAGAUGAGGAGGAGACAAUUGAAGAGGAAGAAGCAAAUGAAGGGGUUGUGGAUCACCGCACAGAACUGUCUAAUUUAGCCAAAGAAGCGGAAUUGCCCUUAAUUGAUUUGAUGAAGUUGUACGAAGGUGCCUUUCUGCCGAAUUUCCAGUGGCCCCAACCUAAACCUGACAGUGAGGAGACGAGCGAAGAAGAAGACAUGGAGGACUGCCCGGGUGACCGGGAGAGCCGGAAGGAUGUGGUUCUCAUAGACUCGCUGUUCAUCAUGGACCAGUUUAAAGCUGCAGAGAGAAUGAAUAUCGGGAAACCACACACAAAGGACAUCGUGGAGGUGACUGCUGUGGCCGAAGCUGUCCUGCCCAAGGGCAGUGCUCGGAUCAGUACCGCGGUGAAGUUGAACGCCCCAUCUCUGUUGUAUGGUGUGCUCAGAGAUUACCAGAAAAUCGGCCUGGACUGGCUAGCCAAACUCUACCGGAAGAAUCUCAAUGGCAUAUUGGCAGACGAAGCUGGGCUUGGUAAAACAGUGCAGAUCAUUGCUUUUUUUGCCCACCUAGCUUGUAAUGAAGGCAAUUGGGGCCCUCAUCUUGUCAUUGUGAGAAGCUGUAACAUACUCAAGUGGGAGCUCGAAUUGAAGCGAUGGUGUCCUGGGCUCAAAACCCUCUUAUAUGUUGGCAACCAUAGAGAACUCAAAGCAAAGAGACAGGAAUGGACCGAGCCCAACAGCUUCAACAUCUGCAUCACAUCCUACAAGCAGUUCUUUAAGGGCUACGCCUCCUUCACGCGGGUGCGGUGGAAGUGCUUGGUUAUUGAUGAGAUGCAGCGCGUGAAGGGCAUGACCGAGAGGCACUGGGAAGCCGUGUUCACCCUGCAGAGUCAGCAGCGUCUGCUUCUGAUCGAUGCACCUCUGCACAACACCUUCCUGGAGCUGUGGACCAUGGUGCACUUCCUCAUUCCAGGCAUUUCCAGACCCUACCUGCACUUCCCUCUGAAAGCCCCGAAUGAGGAAAACCAGGACUACUACCAUAAAGUGGUCAUACGAUUACAUCGGGUGACACAGCCAUUUAUUUUGAGGAGAACUAAAAGAGAUGUAGAAAAGCAACUGACAAAGAAAUACGAGCACGUUUUGAAGUGCCGCCUUUCUAAUCGACAGAAAGCCUUGUAUGAGGACGUCAUUCUGCAGCCUGGAACCCAGGAAGCACUGAAGAGCGGGCACUUUGUGGACGUGCUGAGCAUCCUCCUGCGGCUGCAGCGGAUCUGCAACCACCCUGGGCUGGUGGAGCCCCGGCUCCCGGAGUCCUCCUACACGGCAGGGCCGCUGCAGUACCGCUCGGCCUCCCUCAUCCUGAAGGCACUCGACAGAGACUCUUGGAAGGAAACCGAUCUUUCUAUAUUUGACCUAAUUGGCUUAGAAAAUAAAAUGACUCGCCAUGAGGCGGAAUUGCUUUGUAAGAAAAAGGUGACUCGGAAACUCAUUGAGGAGCUGUUCACUGCACCGCCCCCGUCAAACAGACCUGCAGCCGUCAGACUGAAGCCCAGCAGGUUAUUUCAGCCUGUGCAGUAUGGCCAGAAGCCCGAGGGUCGCACUGUGGCUUUCCCCAGCACACACCCGCCCCGGACAGCGACCUCUGCCGCAGCCACUGCCACUCCACAGGGCCACGUUCGAGGACGGCCACCGAUCGCCACGUUCUCUGCAAAUCCGGAUGCAAAAGCGGCAGCAGCCCCGUUUCAGACCUCUCAGGCUUCCACCGGUGCUCCGAGACACCAGCCCGCCUCGACCUUCAGCACAGCACCUAGCCCAGCCCAUCCUGCGAAACUGCGGGCCCAGACCACUGCCCAGGCCUCCGCCCCAGGCCCGCCCCAGCCCCAGCCCCAGGCCCCCUCGCACCCGGCGGGGCAGAGCGCGCUGCCUCAGGGGUUGGUGCUCACCUCGCAGGCCCAGGCGCGCCUGCCGAGUGGGGAGGUAGUCAAAAUAGCCCAGCUGGCUUCACUCGCAGGACCGCCAAGUCGAGUCGCCCAGCCUGAGACCCCUGUGACGCUGCAGUUCCAAGGAAACAAAUUCACCUUGUCACACAGCCAGCUCCGACAGCUCACCGCUGGCCAGCCCCUGCAGCUACAAGGCAGUGUUCUUCAGAUCGUGUCUGCGCCUGGGCAGUCCUACCUGCGACCUCCAGGCCCCGUGGUGAUGCAGACCGUGUCCCAGGCAGGAGCCCUCAACGCCCUGGGAAGCAAACCCCCAACCAGUGGCCCAGGCCCUGCACCCCUGACCCCAUCAGUGGGUGUGCCUGGUCGAGUGGCAGUCAAUCCCCUGGCUGCAGGAGAACCUGGAAUGGCCUCCAAGCCAGCCUCUCCCAUCGGAGUACCAACCCAGGAGGAGAAGACCAGACUUUUGAAAGAGCGGCUGGACCAGAUUUAUUUUGUCAAUGAACGGCGCUGCUCCCGUGCUCCCGUAUAUGGCAGAGAUUUGUUGGGGAUCUGUUCCCUGGCCAACAGAGAGCAGAUACCAUGGCACGGCUCUUUCGAUAGCAGUCACAGGAAGGGGGCUGGGCCAGCGAGCUGUUUCACGUCACCUUCCAAAAGUCAGAGGGACCUGAUUCUGACACUGACUCAACGUCAAGAAUCCCUCCAGGAUGUUAUCGACAGGGUGGUGUGUGUGAUCCCUCCAGUGGUGGCCGCGCCCCCCUCCUUGUGGGUGGCGAGGCCACCUUCCCUGUACAGCCACAGGAUGCGGAUCUUCAGGCACUGCCUGAAAGAGCACACGGCUCCCUACGCCCAGCAGCUGCAGCAGAUGACAGCUCUGCGCUCACUGCAGUUUCCAGAGCUGAGAUUGGUCCAGUUUGACUCAGGAAAGCUGGAAGCCUUAGCUAUUUUACUGCAGAAAUUGAAAUCUGAGGGACGUCGAGUGCUGAUUUUAUCCCAGAUGGUUCUUAUGUUAGACAUUUUAGAAAUGUUCUUGAACUUCCAUUAUCUCACCUAUAUAAGAAUUGAUGAAAAUGCCAACAGUGAACAGAGGCAGGAACUGAUGAGGAGUUUCAACAGAGACAGGCGGAUUUUCUGUGCCAUUCUCUCCACUCAUAGCCGUGCCACUGGCGUGAGCCUGGUAGAGGCAGACGCGGUGGUGUUCUAUGACAAUGACCUGAACCCUGUGAUGGACGCCAAGGCCCAGGAGUGGUGUGACAGGAUUGGGAGGCGCAAGGACGUGCACAUAUACAGGCUUGUGAGUGGCAAUUCCAUUGAAGAGAAAUUGUUGAAAAAUGGAACCAAAGAUUUGAUCCGGGAAGUAGCUGCUCAGGGAAAUGAUUACUCCAUGGCGUUCUUAACACAGCGGACUAUCCAGGAGCUGUUUGAGGUCUAUUCUCCCAUGGAUGAUGCUGGCUUUCCAGUAAAAGCUGAGGAGUUUGUUGUCCUUUCUCAGGAACCUUCCAUCACAGAAACCAUUGCACCCAAGAUUGCCAGACCUUUCAUAGAGGCCCUCAAGAGUAUUGAGUAUCUGGAUGAGGAUGCGCAGAAACCCGUGGAGGAAGCAGUGCCUGGGUCACCAGACUCCGACGGCUCACGGCGGAGCGAAGAGCCGUCGCAGCUGGAAGAGUUUGCUGACUUCAUGGAACAGCUCACACCAAUUGAAAAAUAUGCUUUGAAUUACCUGGAAUUAUUCCAUACUUCUAUUGAUCAAGAAAAAGAGAGAAAUAGUGAGGAUGCUGUGCUCACUGCUGUGAGGGCCUGGGAGGCCCAGAACGUGAGGGCCCUACGGGAGAGGGAGGCCAGGGCGCUGCGGGAGCAGGAGCAGGAGCAGCUUCUCACCUAUACGCGGGAGGAUGCCUACAGCGCGGAAUAUGUCUGUGAAGGUGCCGACGGGCAGACGGAAGUCAUGCCGCUCUGGACCCCGCCCACGCCCCCGCAGGAUGACAACGACAUCUACAUCGACUCGGUCAUGUGUCUCAUGUACGAAACCACGCCCAUCCCAGAGUCUAAGCUGCCUCCCGUGUACGUGAGGAAGGAGCGUAGGCGACACAAGACAGACCCCUCAGCUGCAGGCAGGAAGAAGAAGCAGCGUCACGGGGAGGCGGUCGUUCCUCCUCGGUCGCUGUUUGACCGAGCAACACCGGGCAUGUUGAAGAUUCGACGAGAAGGGAAGGAGCAGAAGAAGAAUAUUCUUUUGAAGCAGCAAACACAGUUUGCCAAGCCUUUGCCAACUUUUGCCAAACCAACAGCUGAGUCGGGUCCAGACAACCCCGAGUGGCUCAUCAGUGAAGACUGGGCGCUGCUGCAGGCCGUGAAGCAGCUACUCGAGCUGCCUCUGAACCUCACGAUUGUGUCCCCGGCUCACACACCUAACUGGGACCUCGUCAGCGACGUCGUCAACUCCUGCAGUCGGAUCUACCGCUCUUCCAAACAGUGCCGGAACCGCUAUGAGAACGUGCUCAUUCCGAGAGAGGAAGGGAAGAGUAAGAACAACCGCCCUCUGCGCACAGGGCAGAUGUACGCCCAGGAUGAAAAUGCCACGCACACCCAGCUGUACACCAGCCACUUCGACCUCAUGAAGAUGACUGCUGGGAAGAGGAGCCCCCCCAUCAAACCUCUGCUUGGCAUGAAUCCCUUUCAGAAAAACCCCAAGCAUGCCUCCGUGUUGGCAGAAAGUGGAAUCAACUACGAUAAACCACUGCCUCCUAUUCAGGUUGCAUCUCUCCGUGCAGAGCGAAUUGCCAAAGAGAAAAAGGCUCUGGCGGAUCAGCAGAAGGCUCAGCAGCCGCAGGUGGCGCAGCCCCCACCACCGCCACCACCGCCGCAGCCACAGCCGCAGCCGCCGCCGCCCCAGCAACCGCCUCCACCUCUGCCCCAGCCCCAGGCGGCGGGCAGCCAGCAGCCCACGGGGCCACCAGCCGUCCCGCCCCAGGCCCCGGUGCAGCCCCAGGCACAGCCCGCGCAGCCCCCAGCCAAGGUGCCGCCUGUGAUCACGACGGUGGGCAGUGCCGCCGUGCUGCAGGCAGGAGCCAUUAAAACGUCCGUUACAGGGACAAGCAUGCCAACGGGCACAGUGAGUGGGAAUGUGAUAGUGAACACCAUCGCGGGCGUCCCCGCUGCCACCUUCCAGUCGAUUAACAAGCGCCUUGCUUCACCCGCAGCGCCUGGAGCCUUGACUACCUCUGGAGGCUCUGCUCCUGCCCAGGUGGUCCACACUCAGCCUCGAGCAGUUGGCUCCCCAGCUACGGCCACAUCUGACUUGGUGUCCCUGGCUCCAACUCAGGGUGUUCGAGCGGUGACCUCUGUGACAGCCUCGGCUGUGGUCACUACCAGUCUGACCCCAGUGCAGACCCCGACCCGCUCUUUGGUGACACAGGUGUCCCAAGCCACAGGGGUUCAGCUUCCUGGGAAAACUAUCACGCCUGCACAUUUCCAGCUUCUCAGGCAGCAGCAGCAGCAACAGCAACAGCAGCAGCAGCAGCAGCAGCAGCAGCAGCAGCAGCAGCAGCAGCAGCAGCAAACCUCUCAGGUGCAGGUUCCGCAGAUUCAGGGCCAGGCCCAGUCGCCUGCACAAAUCAAAGCUGUGGGCAAGUUGACACCGGAGCACCUGAUCAAAAUGCAGAAGCAGAAACUGCAGCUGCCCCAGCAGGCCCCCACACCACAGGCCCCGCCGGGGCCCCCGCAGCCGACGACACAGGUGCAGGUGCAGCCCCAGCCACCCGCACAGCAGCAGAGCCCCCAGCUCACCACGGUCACAGCCCCGCGGCCCGGAGCCCUGCUCACGGGCACCACCGUGGCCAACCUCCAGGUGGCCCGGCUUACCCGGGUUCCCACAUCGCAGCUGCAGGCACAAGGGCAGAUGCAGGCCCAGGCGACCCAGCCGGCUCAGGUGGCCUUGGCGAAGCCUCCAGUGGUGUCCGUGCCCGCAGCCGUGGUCUCCUCACCAGGCGUCACGACCCUGCCCAUGAACGUUGCCGGGAUCAGUGUGGCCAUUGGGCAGCCACAGAAAGCCACAGGACAGACUGUCGUGGCCCAGCCCGUGCAUGUCCAGCAGCUGCUGAAGCUCAAACAGCAAGCUGUGCAGCAGCAGAAAGCCAUCCAGCCGCAGGCCGCCCCAGGCCCAGCGGCCGUUCAGCAGAAGAUCACUGCACAGCAGAUUGCUGCUCAGGGCCAACCACAGAAGGUCACCUAUGCCACCCAGCCAGCCCUUAAAACCCAGUUUCUUACCACGCCCAUCUCCCAGGCUCAGAAACUCGCGGGGACUCAGCAGGUGCAGACCCAGAUCCAGGUUGCAAAACUCCCUCAAGUUGUCCAGCAGCAAACACCCGUGGCCAGUAUCCAGCAGGUCGCCUCUGCUUCGCAGCAGGCUUCCCCACAGACUGUGACCCUCACCCAAGCGACAGCAGCCGGGCAGCAGGUCCAGAUGAUCCCGGCAGUGACUGCGACAGCGCAGGUGGUCCAGCAGAAACUCAUGCAGCAGCAAGUUGUAACGACAGCAGCGGCCCAGCUGCAGACCCCUGGUGUUCCCAACCCGGGACAGGUGCCAGCCAACUCUGAUAGCCCAAACCAGCAGCCCAAAUUACAAAUGAGAGUCCCUGCCGUCAGGUUAAAGACACCCACCAAACCUCCGUGCCCCUAGUCAGGAAAGCAGGGCGGCCUCAGGGUGGGCCACCCUUGCAUUCCACCAUCUAGCCAAAAUCGAGUAGAUUUUAUUUAUUGAACCUUGGGACAAUGUCAUGUGAAAUGUAGUACCUGGAAAGCUCUAAUUGAAACAAAGUCGUGUAAUUUUAUUACAAUGUGUCCUACCCUGCGGGAGCAGCAAUCCUCAUUAAACAUCCCUUUUCUGUAUUAUGUGACUAAUUGAAAAAGUAACAGUGGCAAUUUUUUGUAAAUCAUUUUACCUUUUGGUUUAUCCUCCAGGGCAGUAGUGCUGGGUCUUAAGCCAUUUAGAAUUUCCCUGUUAAGUGUCCAGUGUUCUGCACGUCACAGUAGCCAUUUGGAAUGUGCAGUGAGUCAGAAAACAAACUUUAUGAAGCCUAAAUGUGGUCUUUGACAGCACCUGCCUCUGCUUGGCUCUUUAUACCUAACUGGAAAUGACCACAGUCCUUAGAGAGGAAGGAGACUGGCUAAGGUAGAUCAUUUCAGAUCAGAGAAGGCCAGUGUGGUUUCUUCCUUCCCUUCUGAAAUGUGACUUGUUUGAACUUUUAAAGGAAAUAUUUAGUACUGACACCCAUCGAAGCACAUUCUUGACAUGUUCCCGGCUUGUGGUGAAGGGAAACAACCUGUGAUUGAAUUUUCAUUCCAAAGAGCAGCCAGUGUGGCUUCUCCCAGACCCUCCCCACAGCGUGUGUGUAAACCCAGCCUUUGGGACUGCUUCCCAUCCCAGCAUAUCCAUGAUAUUUUCCCAGCUUUUGGAUCAAGCUUAUGUUUGGACUUAGUGAAUGGAAGCAGCUCCAGUGAAUUUUGUGAGGCUCCUGUGUCGAACUGACUUGGGGCCCAGAGCACUGCUCAGGUGUUACGUUGCAGUAGUCACUGCUGAGUGCGUGGUGACAUGGCAACUGGAGUGCUUAGAGCGGGCGCUUGUCAUGUUCAGCUUAGAGCGCUUUGCUUUCAUGUUCAGCCCAGGUAUGACCUGCAGAGGUGAGAAACCUCCUCAUACAGUGUGGUUUAUUUAUGAAACCUACAAGCAUUACCCACAGAAAUGGGCAUAGUCAACUCUUCAUCAUAGACUUGUUACAUUGGAUUUCUGAGCCAGGGUCUCAUACAUGAGCAGAUGCACUUGCUUGUGGUUCUUGGUGAAGCAGAGAACUGUCCAUGCUGUUUGGGGGAGGGGGCAUAGUUGAGGGGCAAAGAUGAGGCGGCGUGUUUGCUAUUGUUUUUAUUUUCUUACUCUAGCAAGGUAAUAGAAGCAGUUGCGGUGGUUUGAUUGGCUGAUGAUGUCUGCUUACCUGGAAGUUUCCACCCAAGCAGAAGGUGCAUGUCCCAUGGCACCCUCUCCACUCUGGCACUGUGCCUCUUUUACAUUACUUGGUUCAGGAAAUCAGGCUGAAUUAGGUCUGUGUGUACUAAAAAUCAGUUACACUGUACUGAGAGGUUUUUCAUUUUCAUUCUUAGUUUUAUUUAACCUGUUCCCUCCCCACUGUAUCGCUUCAAAUGACAUGAAGUAUUUUGUCUUGUAGUAUUUUGUUUCCCAUCAAGUUAUGUGGACAAUAAUAUGGCGAUACUUAGUGAAGCCAACUGGGCAGCUGAUUUUUGAGCUCUUGGUGAGAAAUUUCGAAAAAAGUAAAAUUUAAGUGUUGAAAAAAUGGGAGAGAUUUAACAUUUUAGUUAAUUGAACAUAUCAAAACAGUACUAUAAUCUAUUUUCUUGUAACUAGUUCAUUCUGGUUUGGCAUAUGCUGUCAGGAGAGAAUACGGCAUGCAGGGAGGCUCUCUGUGCAUGCUUCAAGUCUGGUUGCUGAGGAAAGUUCCUGCUCUUGUUUAUCCUUGAAUGUGCAGAACUAACAUAUAUAGGAAUCCUCUUUUUUCAGCCUGUUUUAAUUUGUACACCCUGUUCUAUUUCCUCUUGUUCUUCAUAGGGUGUUAGCAGUCUCUUUAGAUGAUGAUAACAUGUUGAGUGCACGUACUUUAGACUGUUCUAGACAUAGCUGCCUGGAUAGAAGUUCUUAUUAAUCUGGACACUAGAAGAGAAUUUAGAAACAUCUCUCAAAAGCUUCUUAAGAGAACAGAACUGGGGUUCUGAAUAUUUGCAGUGUGGAACUCCUGCCCUAUCUUACUUUGUGAGUGAUCGAGUCUCUCGUCUCCGAAGUGUGCUUUCUUCAGCAAGUCCCUAAUGCACAAUAUGGAACAGAAAAGAAUUUUACUCGUUAUCACUUGACUUAGUAACAUCUAGAUGUCACCACUGACCUACAGUCUUUAAUAGAGUAAUUUAAGUAAAAAUCCUCCAGGUGUAGUGUUUCCUUGGCCUUCUGUUUUAAAGGUUAAACUUUCCAUGUUUAAGAAUUAAAGUGAGUGUAGGAAGUCAUCUAGGCCUCAGAUCAUCAUUGUUAGCAGAAUCCUGCGUGACCUUGUGAACCCGGGGUCUUAUCAAGACAGUAUGUAGUGAUUGAGAGAAGUCUUCAGAACAUAAAUUAAGAUAGUAGCCAGAGCACUGUCAGACUCGAACUGGGCACCGUGGAAAGCACUUGUUCUUUAAAUCAGAGACGUCGGUUCUGACUAAGGCCAGGCUGUUGUUAAAGCAUCGCUUGGGAAGCAGGAGGUUGGAUCCAGCACUCAUUCAGAUUUGUUGCCUAAUGAGGCAGAGGCUUUCUUUUUUGCAGUCUUUAUGAUUUUUUUAACUGUUGUAACCAGAUAGCUGUUGUGUUUUAAAAUAUAAAGGAAGAAGACUGAAAUUGUAAAUACUUUGUAAACAUAAUCAUUUGUACUUGAAUACUAGGGUUUUAAAGGGCACUGAUACCCACCAAACAAAAAGUAUAAUAAAAUAACCUUUUUAUA